Molecule: messenger RNA, 1696 nt
Organism: Lasiosphaeria miniovina
Lineage: Eukaryota; Fungi; Ascomycota; Sordariomycetes; Sordariales; Lasiosphaeriaceae
Product: beta-lactamase/transpeptidase-like protein
Exons: 4
Coding region: 1-1233 (410 amino acids)
Source: RefSeq, a predicted model, not a curated record
AUGGCAGACAAGAUCGACCGGAUCCUGGACGAAUAUGUCGCACAAGGCGAUGCGACUAAGGACAAGCUGCUGGGAGUCGCCUUCGUUGUCGUUAGCAAAAAUGGUAGCCAGAUACUUUACAAGGGAGCCGCAGGCCGCACCAACCUCCCAGUCGACUCGUCUGCAUUCGCUCCAGACUCCUUCACCUGGGUUGCGUCACUGACCAAGAUUGUCACAAUAACAUGCGUGAUGCAAGUUGUUGAGCGCGGCUUGAUCGGCCUGGAUGACGACGUCCGGCCUCUGGUGCCUGAUCUGGCUCAGAUGCGCAUCUUGUGGGGGUUUGCCGACGACGGGAGCCCCAUACUGGAGGACAACGUCAAGCCCAUUACGCUCCGCCACCUUCUCACCCACACGUGUGGCUUGGGCUACGAUCUUGUCGACCCAGACCUGACCCGCUGGUCGUAUGCUGUAGGACGCACGACAAACAACCUGUCAUACACGCUUGAGGGCUGGAGGACGCCACUCAAGUUUCCGCCCGGCGAGGGUUGGUACUAUGGCAGCGCCAUCGACUGGGCAGGACAGGUGCUCGAAACAGUGACAGGUCAAGGACUCGGCGCGUACAUGGCCGAGCACAUCUGCAAGCCCCUUGGUUUAUGUGACACGACUUUCCGCUCACUCACCAUGACCAAACGAGCAGCUGGUCGAACCGUGCCGUGCUCCUUCCGCGACUCGUCCACGGGAACGCUCUCAAGUGGCUCGUUCCCUGUUCCCGUGGAUCCGCCUAUCGAAAGCGGGGGCGCCGGACUCUGGACAACAGCGGAGGACCAUGUCAGUGUCCUGCAGGCGUUGCUGAAGGCGUCAAGCCCCGACGAGAAAGGGGGAUUGGUUAGCAGGGCAACGGUUGAUGAGAUGUUCCGGCCACAGCUUAAUGAAGUCCAGCGUGGAAUGCUCACGUAUCUUGCAGGCAGGUUUCACGAUGGUAUAGUACCAGAGUUCCCAGUAGACACCCGAAUUGACCACGGUCUGGGCGGCGUCAUCAACACCGAAGAUGUCCCUGGGAAGAGGAGGAAGGGCAGCAUGAUGUGGCAGGGCAUGUGCAAUGCGCACUGGUGGAUCGACCGCGAGACGGGGAUCGCGGCGACGCUCAUUGUCAAUGUUUUCCCACAGCCAGACUCAGUAGUAGUCAAGCUUUACAAUGAUCUCGAGUUAGCUGUGUACGGCGACCUGGUUCCUUCCAAAGCUGCUGUCAUCUAGGGCCAAGAAUUGCCGGGUCUUUGCCGAGUUCCUCAGUUCUCUAGGUUCCUUUCGUCUUGCAGAAUUCCAUCUCUUGCUGUUGGUCUCCGGGGCUCCCCUUCGUGGCAUAAUGUGGCUCGUUCUAUCUACGGGUCAAGAUCCGGAAACCUGCCAAAAAACUCCGGAUUGGAAGGUGAGAUGGCCGCAAGGAGCGGGCCAGAGCUGACACACUCUUGUUGGCUUGCUUCUGGUGGGCAUGGCGGGGCACAGAUAAGGUUCGACGGGCUAUGCGUCUCACUUUCAGUGACCCUCGGGUGGCACGGAACGGUGCUGUCGAGCUUGGCUGUUCUUAGUGGGGGUCUUCACGAAACCCCGAAAUGACGAAAGUGGCUUGGCCUCCCCAUGAUCGGCAUCAGAGCCGUACCAAAUCCCGAUGAUCACGGAAUCACGCAUCAGGAUCACGGGCAGCGGGCAAGCACACACG